Messenger RNA from Moneuplotes crassus, 6779 nucleotides. NCBI's taxonomy places the organism in Eukaryota, Ciliophora, Spirotrichea, Euplotida, Euplotidae. The record is from the annotation of a GenBank genome assembly.
UUAUUCAAUUUAUCUAAAAAUAAGAUAUGAGUGACUUUACAGAGACAGUAAAGAAAGCAUACGAGCUGUACUUGCUCGGCCAGGAGAAAGAAGCAUUUUCAUUGCUGAUUAAGGGAACAAAACACCAUUAUUACCUCUCGAUUGUCGAUGAUCUAAAGAAACAAAAGCAUACACUUUCUGAAGAGACUAAGAAGAAGAUAGAGAAUUUCAGAAACAACUUCCAUGACCAAGAUGUUGAUAGGUUAUGGAUGCAGAAACUGUUCUUGGAGUAUGACGGUGCUAAAGACGAGAAGGAAAGACAAGCCCUCAUUGAGAGAAUCGAUAGAGACUACUUAUACUCGAAUUUCCACCAUAGUAAGCCUGCUGACGUUAUCAGAAAGAAGGCUGAUGAGCAUGAAGAAUCUAAGCUUGAGACUAAAGAAUUUGACCAAUCCGCCCAUUUCAAUGAAGAUGUCUAUCUUGACGGUGUUCACAAUGUUCCAGGGCAAUUGUAUAGCCUCCAUCCCGUGUUCUUCAACAAGGUUGACUUUAGGAAGAUCCCUCAAGAAGACUUCUGGGGAUUCUUGUCUACACCAACCACUUUUGCACCAAUUAACAACGAAUCUUUUUGGAAUAAGCUGAUAGAGACAAUCAACCAAAAAUACAAGACCAAUAUCCAUUUUAGGGUCGACCAAUAUCUUUUCGAUAAGUUCACUUUGGAUCAACUUGAGAUCCUGGGAGAGUCAGUUCCUCAAUUGAAGGACGAUCCUCACUAUAUUGGAAAGAUAUUUGAGAAAAAGUUUCACUUUGAGCUUGAUAGCGAAAACAAAGAUACGUUCACCUAUGAGGAGAGAAGAGAACAGCUAAUUAUGAUGUACAAGGCUAGUGAGAAUAGGCCUCAGAGUUUCAAGUCAGCCCUCCUUCUUGAAAUCCUUGAGAAUGGAAUCAAACUUAAUACAUUUGACAAAGGAUUUUUCAUCGAGUAUCUCAAGAAUCCACUUAAAAAUUGGCAUAUCAGCAAGAAGAAUCAAAGAAGACAGGAACUGCAUGAUCAUGUCUGGUCUCAAUACAUGAGCAACCUUAAAAACAGGGCUGCAGGAGCCAUGGAUUAUGAAUCUGACAGAAAACUAUACAAGAAAUAUCUGGAGCACUUCUUUACAGAAGAAUCAAAUCUGGACGAGUUCAAAGAAUUCUUUGAUAAAGAUUUCUUAGUCGACCUCCUUGAAGAAUUCUUGUACCUAUCUGGCAAAGAGUUGGAAAAAGAAAAGACUGACUUGAAGAAAUUUGAGAAUCUGUCUAACCAGGUACUGAUAGACCUUCUCGAAUGUAACAAGGACGUCUUUAAGAAGGAAGAAAGAGUCAAGAUAAUUGCUGAUAUUAAGAACGUCCAGACACUCCAUGUUAAGAUCUUUGAGUUCAACAGCGAAAAUUACUACAGGAAAAAUCUGGCUCCUUUCAGAACUGAUGUAGAUCUUGAUGGAUUAGUAACUGCUCAUGAGGAUAAGUAUGACUUUGAUGAGCCUCCUCAGAAGAAGUUCAGAAAAGUCUUUGAGUUCAACCAGCUUGAUGAUAGAGUCGGCCUCUUUGUUAUUGAGUUCAUUUCAAAUGGAUACAGCUCAAGAGCUGUCAUCAAGAAAGGUACUCUAUCUCUGAUUUUCAAAUCUACUGCUGUCGGUCAAGUUGGAUAUAUUUUGGACGAAAACCAAGAGAUCUGCAAGGGAGAAAGAACUGGACUUUGGUUCCAAAACCAAUACUUUAAGACUGACUGCGAAAAUGGUAGAGUCAUCAUCCCUUAUGCUAAGCAAGAGGUAUCUGACAAAGUUAUCUUGAUCCACGAAGAAUUCGCCCAACUUACAGAAUUUAGGAGAAGAUGAGAGUCAUACUCCUUCAAUGUAUCCUACAUUGUUAACCAUGAGAGUUUGCUAAUGGGAAAGGAAGCUAAGAUCUUGAUGAAGCCUAUCCUCAAAGUAAACGAUAGGAAAUGCAACUUGAGUAUUUUGAAGAACACUAAAAUAACUCUUGCAACUACGUCAUUCAUAGAUUCUUUGGUUUCAACAAAGACUUUUGAUAAUAUCCAACCAAACGCUCAGGAGGAGCUGAUGAUCAAUUUCCAAGUCCCCCCAAAUCUUCAGAGCAUUGAUAUCUCCAUAGAGACAGAGGCUAAGAAUAUCUCAAAGGGAACUACAGAGAAGCUAACUAGUAGUCACUCCGUGACUUUAGAUACAAAGGGUGGUAGUAAUACCUUCUAUGAUGCGUAUCUAAGAAAAUUCAAAGGAUCUUAUUAUUACUAUCUCUUAGGCAAGAACGGAGAGCCUUUGGUUGACUCAAGUGUGAAUCUUUCUUUCAAUCAUAACCUUGUCCCUAACUCGACUAGCACUAUCCUCAAUACAGAUAAGGAUGGAAAGAUCAAACUGGGUCCAUUGAAAGAUAUUACUUAUGUAUCCACUGACUUCAAUGGACCAAAUGGAUCUUGUUCGAAUUCUUUCAACAUUCUGAAUUACUCUGAGAAGGUGGUACUACCAAGAACUCGAAAUAUAUUGGUCGAUGAGAGGAUCGACUUCCCAUUCAUCUGUAGCAGAGACUUCUCUGAAGAUACAGUGACCUUAGUCAGGAAAAGUAGAGAAGGAAGAACUAUUGAAAAUUGCUUUAACAAGAUCUCUUAUAGUAAGAAGGAUGGGUACCAAUAUGGAGAGAUCUCCAUCUCUGGUCUUGAACGAGGACACUAUGAGUUAGCCUUCACUGCCACAGGAGACUUCAUAGAGAUUACUGUACAUAAAGGAGUUUAUUGGGAGAACGAUUCUUUCAUUCUGAAGGAUCAUAGUCUUGUUGAAAGAAGAGAAACUGAGAAUAUUAUCCGUAUCUCUGACAUCGGUAUUGAAGAACAAAAAGAAAACGGACACAAGUUCUCAUUCAAAUUAAAUGAUUUCAAGGAGAAUACCAGAGCUCAUGUCUUUGGAUUUACCUUUAUGCCACAAGACUUACUGAGUGACUUCUAUAGCAUUUCUGAUAUUGAGAGAGACUAUAGUAUUUGCGACAUCUUCCCAUUCGCUAAGUGGAAAAAUAUCUUCUUGUCCAAUAGAAAAUUGGGUGACGAAUUCAGAUAUGUGUUUGACAGAAAAUUCCUGAAAAGAUUUAUGGGAAACACUCUUGAUAGACCCCAACUCUUGUUGAACAGACAUAGACUUAGAGAGACUAGGUUUGACGAAGAGGUAGUAUAUAAAAGCAGAGAGAACGUAGGAGGGUAUGAAAUUCAACAACAGCGACUUGCGGCUCCAGCAUCAAGUGGCUACGCAAGAAAUGCUGCUCCACAAAUGCAACAAAUGAUUGGCAGAGGAGGUGGCUAUGGUGCAAACGCAUUCUGUAACAUAGCUCCAGAUAUGAUGACUCAGAACUGUGCUCCAAUGGCUGAAAGUAUGAACUUCAAUCAAAUGAAUUAUGAUAGUUACUGUCCUCCUGGAAAUCAGUCCUAUAAAUCAUUUUUGAACUUCUUGAAUACUUCUCCUACUCUGAUUGAAAAUUUGAGACCAAACGAAGAUGGAGUAGUAGAAUGCUCAAUUGAUGUUGAGAAGUACUCCUCAAUUCUGGUCUUUGCUUUCGAUGAGAACACCAUUGCUCAAUCCAUAGUAGAUGUGCAAGAAUCCUUGGAGAAUGUCAAUAAGAGAGAUCUUUCUCUGUCAGCUCCUCUAGAUCCAGAGAAAGCAUAUAAUGAAAUGAGAAACUCAAAUCUUUUGAAGAAGGGUGAAAGCGACAUUAUUGAAGAUAUCACAAGUACUGAGUACCUCCUGGUAGAUUCCCUUGGGAAGAUCAUGCAAGUUCAGGAUGAGAUUGUAAAGAUGAACGGAAGGAGGACUGCAACUGGUGAUUUUGCAUUCAUUAAGACCUGGAACACUUUGAGCGGAGAAGACAAGAACAAGAAGUAUAGCAGAUAUAUGAGUAACGAGCUGAAUUUCUUCCUCUACUUUAAAGAUAGAGAGUACUUUAACAAAGUUGUAGCUCCAUUUAUUGACAAUAAGCUUGAAAAGGGAUUUGUUGACUAUUGGCUGCUGGGAGACCAUCAGAAAGUCAUCAGUUACAAAGAUUGAGACUCUUUCUAUAAGCUCAACGCUUUUGAGAAGUGCCUAUUGAUCUCUGAGGUUGUCAAGGAGGAUAACGAAGAGGCUCAAGCUCUGGCAGACUAUAUUAAGCUUAUUGCCGAGAGAGAUGAACCUGAUGCUGAGCACUUAAAUAGACUUUUUGAUUCUGUCAUCAAUCUGAACAAUAAUCUCGAUAUUUCUGAAGUCCCAAUACCUGGAUCUGGAUUUGAUUUUGGUGGAGGAGCAUCAUCAGCAAUUCAUGCACCACCAGCACCACCAGCACCACCUUCAAAUGCAUUGUUUGGAAGACAGGAGAUGAUGAGAAGUCAAGAUUUAGCAUUUUCAAACGAUGAAUCUAAUUCUGGAGGAAUUAUGAAAUCAAUCCAGAGUGCUUUUGGAGGAAUCCAGAAAAUGGCUAGAAAUUCAAGAGCAGCUCCUAUGAAAAAGAAAAUGAAAGCUGCAAGUUAUGAUGAUUAUAAGAGUGAUGAAGAAGAAAUGAUAAGAAGAAGGGCCAAGAUGCAAUUCCAAGAAGCUGAAGCUGCAGUAGAGUAUUGUGAGACUCAUUACUAUCAGAGCCCUGAGAUUCAUUACAACAUAAUCAAUGAAAACUUGUUCUGGAGAGACUUCUCUCAGCACAUUGUGAAGGAAGGCUCUGUUGAAAACUUCCUUUCCUCUAACUUCAUUCUUGCCGUCGGAAAUAAUACUGAAAAUAUUGCUGCUUUAUCAGUAUUGGCACUUCCAUUCCAAUCUCCAGCUGAUGGAACUAAAGAACAUGGAGGUAAAGGUGUUGAAAUCAAUGCUGUUGAGAAUCUGAUCUUACUCAAGAAAGAAAUUAAAGAAGCUGAAACUGAUCUCAGCAAUGAUUUGCUAGUAAUUCACAGGUUCUUUGAUCCUAACAACAGAAAUUCUGGAAAGAUCACUGAGUUCUUAGUGAACAAGGUUUACCAAAUAGAGACCAUCAUCACAAACGUUUCAAGCGAAAUCAAGGAAUUCCAAAUUUUAUGGCAGAUUCCUGAAGGAUCAUUGCCAUUAGGAAGGACUAAUUACCAGAAGUCUGAGAAUAAAUCGUUGAAUUCGUACUCUACAACUACGUUCUCGUACUAUUUCUACUUCCCAAGUUCAGGGAAAUUCUCUCAAUUCCCUGCUAACAUCACCAUUGACAACAAGGUGGUUGCAAGAGCCAAUAAGUGAGAAUUUGAUGUUGUUGAAGAGAGAACAGAGGUCUCUAAUGAAACCUUCAGAGAUAUUCUUCACGGUGGCAACGACGAAGAAAUUCUCGAAUUCCUGAAGACUGCUAAUCUCUACAAAGGCGAGAAAGGAUUCAGUUUCUAUGACAUCCUUUGGAAAAUGAAGGAUAAAGAUUUCUUCAUUAAGACAACUGAUAUCCUGAGAGAAAGAAAGAUCUAUGAGAGAGAAAUCUGGGGAUACUCUGCUUAUCAUAAAGACCACAAGACGUUCUCAGAAUUGGUGAGCAAUAGUGACCUUCCUUACAGAGUUGGAACAUUCUUUGAGAGUGGAUUGAUCAAGUGUAGCCCUGAACUAAGCGGGUUCAAGCAUCUAGACUACUUCCCAAUGAUCAACUCUAGAGCUCAUAAGUUAGGUGAUUUAACUAACUCUGCUAUUCUGAAUGUUGAAUUGAGGAAUACUUACAACAGAUUACUAUUCACACUAGCUGAGAAAGAGAGACUUGACAAUAAUGAUUAUCUGAACUUGACUUACUACUACCUUCUUCAGGAUAGAAUCAAUGAGGCAAUUUCCAUCUUUGAGAAGGUAAAUCCUGAUGACUUCGAUACCCCUGGAACCCUUAAGAUGCAGUAUGAUUACAUGAGAGCUUACCUUGACUUCUUUACUGGAGAAGAGACAGGAUUUAAGGUUGCUAAAAUGAUCUCAAAGAAGUAUGCUGACUAUCCAAUUCUGUCUUGGAAGGUCCUCUUCACUGAAAUCCUCGAUCAGCUUGAAGAAUUUGAAGAAGGUGUUGACUACGAUCAAGAAAUUGAUAAUACUGAUGAGACUAAGAAGAAGGCCAACCUGAAGAAGAGCAUCAAUCUCGAACCUACUUUACAUUGCGAGUUAGAGGGAAAGACUGUUAAGGUUGAGUAUAACAAUAUUCCAAAAAUUUUAGUCAAAUACUAUGUGAUCGACCCAGAAGUUAUGUUCUCAAGAACACCAUUCUUGAACCAGAGCACUGAAGACUUUGCUUAUGUCAAGCCUAUGGAUACUCAAGAAGUAGUUUUAGAUAAAAAGCUGAAGACACAGACAUUUGAGAUCAUUGAGAAAUUGCAGAACCAAAACCUUGUGAUCGAAAUUUCAGGAGAGGCCAAACAAGCCUUCUUGACUUACUUCUCUACAUCAUUGAAAAUCUCUAUUAAUGAGAACUUUGGUGAGCUCAAGGUAUCUGAUGAAGAUAAUAAGCCGCUCUCACAGGUUUAUGUUAAAGCUUUCUCUAAGCAGAACAACGGAGAAGUCAAAUUCUUUAAGGAUGGAUACACUGAUAUCAGAGGAAAAUUCGAAUAUGCUCAAAUCAAUUCAAAGAAGCUCGGCUCAGUUACCAAGUUUGCUAUCUUGGCGAUGAGUGAUAAUCAUGGAUCUACUACAAGAGAAGCUAAGGUUCCUCCAAAUGUGGCUACAACUGAUGCUAGUGAUGUUAAGUUCCUGCCAGCAAGCCAGAUGAACAAGUGGAAGCAACAGAAGAACAGAGCUGCCAAUAGAAAGACAAGAAAGGGUUAA